Hipposideros armiger (great roundleaf bat) is the source of this 1402-nucleotide messenger RNA. RefSeq names its product cytidine deaminase (gene CDA). The record is from RefSeq and is a predicted model, not a curated record. The transcript has 4 exons. Lineage: Eukaryota; Metazoa; Chordata; Mammalia; Chiroptera; Hipposideridae. Gene Ontology annotation, cellular component: cytosol. Bases 111 to 551 code for a protein of 146 amino acids. Gene Ontology annotation, molecular function: zinc ion binding; cytidine deaminase activity.
CCAGCCUGUCAGGGAGCUCGCUUUUCGGCUGCUCCGCCGGGUCCCAGUCCAGCCUCACAGCGAGCGCCUGUUUCUUUCUGCUCCUCCGCCGCCGGCCCUGUGGGACUGACAUGGCCCUAGAGCAUCCCGCCUGCAACUUGGACGUCAAGCAUGUCCAGCAGCUGGUGCUCUCCUCCCAAGAGGCCAAGAAGACUGCCUAUUGCCCCUACAGUCGUUUCCCCGUGGGGGCUGCCCUCCUCACCGGGUCCGGGAGGAUCUUCUCAGGUUGCAACGUAGAGAACGCAUGCUACCCACUGGGCAUCUGUGCUGAACGGACCGCUAUCCAGAAGGCCAUCUCAGAAGGACACAAAGAUUUCAGGGCAAUUGCUAUUGCCAGCAACUUGCAAGAUGAUUUUAUCUCACCGUGCGGGGCCUGCAGGCAAGUCAUGAGAGAGUUUGGCACCAACUGGGCCGUGUACAUGACCAAGCCGGAUGGCACCUAUAUCAUCAGGACAGUCCAGGAGCUGCUGCCUGCCUCCUUUGGGCCCGAGGACCUCCAGAAGAUGCAGUGAAGGAUGGAGAACACCCACCGCCUGGGAGAACCUGAGUUCACUCCCACACACGCUUAAGGGAACAGCCGCCCCGAGAAUUUCAUAAAGCCCAUCUCACAGACCUGGGGACAGAUGUCGAAUGGUCCCCAACCCCACAGGGGCUGGGCAGAGCGCUUCCUUGCAACCCACCUUGUCCUUCCUCUCCCUCCUGUGGGUCCUCUUUAAAAUUCCAGCCAAGUCUGGACUGCUUCCCGUUAGCCUUCCUGAGCUUCUAUCCUAUUCUGAGUGACUUUUCUAAUUAUAAACAUCACAGAACAUCCUGACUUGGGGAGAGUGCGUUUUGCUCUGUAUCUAUCUUUGCUCUCAGCUCCUAGGAGGGACAGGGUGAUUUGUCUUUAUAGAAAGACGUGGAUGCUUUCUGCUGGGAGAGGAAAUGGGCGUCUUGGCACCAUGUGCCCUUCAGUGUGGAGAGAUGAAGUUCCAGGCUUCUUACCCCUGCGUUCUCCAGAUGGGAGCCCACCCCCUCCGGGCUGGGUGUAACUGCCAGUGGCCAUUUCUAAUGUCUGUUUUGGGCUCCCCCUUCUUACACAUGAGGGUGCUGGGCUUCAGAGAGGUCAAGCAACUUGCUCCAGGACUAUGGCAAAGCUCAGACAGGAAUCCAGGUCCUAUAAUCCUCAACAUUGCAGGGUGGAGAAAGAAAAAAAAAAGAGAGAGAGAGAGAGAGAGAGAGAGAAUGCUGGAAUUAAAUAGGCCAAGAUGUUAACAGCUAAAAUUCUGCCCAGUGGGAAUCUAGAUUAGUGACUUUUUCCUUUGUACGUAUCUGUAUUUUUUUUAUUUCCAAAACUUUAUUUUUUAUUUAACAAGAAAAAAAA